Messenger RNA from Venustampulla echinocandica, 951 nucleotides. RefSeq names its product Chaperone J-domain-containing protein. Gene Ontology annotation, cellular component: nucleus; cytoplasm. The record is from RefSeq and is a predicted model, not a curated record. The coding region runs from base 1 to 951 and encodes 316 amino acids. Gene Ontology annotation, molecular function: heat shock protein binding. The transcript is spliced from 2 exons. Lineage: Eukaryota; Fungi; Ascomycota; Leotiomycetes; Helotiales; Pleuroascaceae.
AUGGCGCCACACAAACAUAAAGAUGACGAGGAGGAUCUCAUCGAUGAAGAGCCACCUUCUAUUGAGCCAUAUACGGUGCUUGGGGUUGAGAAAUCUGCAACACCAAAUGAAAUCAAAGCGGCAUAUCGCAAAGCAGCUUUAAAGCACCACCCUGACAAGGCCCCAGAGAACCUCAAAGAUGAAGCCCACAGCAAAUUCCAAGAAGUCGCAUUCGCAUACGCUGUUCUUUCCGACCCAACCCGCCGCAAACGCUACGAUGUCACCGGCUCAACUUCAGAAUCGGUAGACAUCGAUGGAUUCAGCUGGUCCGAGUUCUAUUCCGAGCAAUUCCGCGAUGUCAUUACCUCCGAUGCGAUCGAGAAAUUCUCAAAAUCUUAUAAGGGCUCCGAUGAGGAGAAGGAUGCCUUGCUUGAUGCCUACACCAAGUCCAAGGGCAAGUGGGGUAGGAUUUAUGAUUCUGUCAUGCUCAGCGAUCCGUUGGAGGACGAAGAGAGAUUCAAAGCAAUUCUUAACGAGGCUAUUGCCAAGGGCGAUAUCAAAUCAUUCAGCGCAUAUACUGAUGAGACGGCGAAAUCGAAGGAGGCGAGGAUGAAGAGGGCCCGGAAAGAGGGCAAGGAGGCCAUGGAAUACGCCAAGGAGUUGGGCGUCGAGGAAAAGCUAUUUGGUAAGGGAAAGAAGGGCAAGAAGGAGAGCAGCGAGGAUGCGUUAGCUGCUUUGAUCCAAAACAGACAGGCUGGACGAAACCAAUUCCUUGACAAUUUGGAAGCAAAAUAUGCCGGCGAGAACAAGCCGAAAGCCAAGAAAGGCAAGAAACGGGGGGCACAACACGAGGAUGAGGAAGAAGGGAUGCCUUCUGAGGAAGCGUUCCAGGCGGCUGCAGCAAAAUUGAAGAAUGGCCCUGGCGGCGGUGAAGGCAGCUCGGGAAGGAAGUCUAAACGGACAAAACGUUGA